This is a messenger RNA of Limanda limanda (common dab), 8573 nucleotides long. It is a transcript of the gene chd8, whose product is annotated as chromodomain helicase DNA binding protein 8. The record is from RefSeq and is a predicted model, not a curated record. Lineage: Eukaryota; Metazoa; Chordata; Actinopteri; Pleuronectiformes; Pleuronectidae. Gene Ontology annotation, molecular function: protein binding; ATP binding; ATP-dependent chromatin remodeler activity. The transcript has 39 exons. Gene Ontology annotation, biological process: chromatin remodeling. The coding region runs from base 165 to 7802 and encodes 2545 amino acids.
CCUGCUCGUUUCCUGUAAUCGCACAGUGUUGUGAGACGGAGAAAGCCAUGUGUGUCGAUGCAAAGCUGUUUACCUAAAAUUAGGGAAAAAUUGUCGACGACUAUUCGCUUCCAUCUCGGAGUCUUCUAAUCACUGUGCCCGUCUCCCGGUGUGGAGUGGGCAAGAUGGCAGAUCCCAUCAUGGACCUCUUUGAGGACACGCCCCUGUUUAACCUGGAUGCCCUACCGGACGACUCGUUUUCUCAGGGCUCCACAGACCCUGUGGAGGAGGCCCUCAAGAUGGCGUUGGGCCAGGUGGAACCGUCGGCUGAGCCCAAUCCUGAGCUCACGCUCAGUGCAGGCCUCAGCGAUCCUGUAGCAGCUCCCGCCCUCCCUGACCCUGUUCACGUCCUUGCACAGCAGUCAGUGCCCGGGAUAACUGCUCAGACUGUUUCCAUAGCUGUGGCUCCUACCGUGGCCCCUGCUGAUACUGUACCUCCGAUCCAAACUCAGACCAACAUAACCAUUGCCAACACCAGCAUGGCGUCCGGUAGUACUGUCCUUCUGAGCUCUCCUAUGACUGUUUCCAGCUCUCCGACCACAACUACUACCACAACACAGCAGCUCACACAGAUAACACACCAUCUCACUCCCCAGCAGUUAGCUGCCAUCACACAGCAGGCCGGUGGUAAAAUUGUUAUUCUCAAAGGACCGCAGGGUCAAGCCCAGGUCCUGCAGACUGUAUCAGGAGCCUCGGGCCAGACCGGUGGUAAGGUUAUUCGUGUGUUGUCUGGAACUCCUCUCAAACCUGGCAUGUCCAUACUGCAGGGGGGAACGGUCUUGAAUCAGGCAAGCCCAGGACAAGCUCAAGUCAAGGUGGGUGCUGGGGUGCAGAGGUUGCUACAGUUGCCCCAGUUGCCCAACGGGCCAGUGAAACAUUUGCUGCUCACUUCCAUGCCCCAGCAGGUGCAGCAGACGCAAGGCCAGCAGCUUCAACUGCAGAUCCCAGCCCAAGCACAGAUGGCUCAAGGCCAGACUCAAGUCCAAGUUCAGCCACAGGCACAGGCCUCUCAGAUCCAGGUGCAGCUCCAGCAAGCCUUGCAGGCCCAAACGCAGGGAGGUGAACCAAAACGAAUCACCUUGGUUCUCCAGCAGCCCUCCCAGGGUGGCACUGGAACUUUGACAGCCCAGCAGGGUGGGCAACAGCAGCAGACGAGAUUAGUUUUGAAUCAGCUACCUGGAGGCAAACUGGUACUCCAGGGAAGCCAGCUAGCUGCACUGACCCAGGCGCGAGCUGGAGGUCAGGCUGGAGGGCCCAAAGUCCUCACUAUUCAGCUGCAGGUGCAGCAGCAGCCCAACCAACAAGGAGGAAUUAAGUAUCAGCUGGUUUCAGGAGCAGGAAAUACUGGUAGUCCACAGGUGUUGCAGAUCUCACAGGGCCAAGGAGGUCAAAGAGUUGCAGUGCCACUCAAAAUGCUUCUGCAGCCACAGACAAGCUCAGCAUCCUCGGGAGGCGGCACAGUCUCUGUGAUGAAGGUCAUCAACACCUCGGCUGCAGGUCCCUCCACUACCACCACCACUCAAUCCCAGGCCAUUCGUAUCACCAAGACAUCCGGCGAGCCUGCUGGAGUCCGGCGAGUAGAAAUCCUAUGUAAGCAGGAGAAGGCAAACCGCAUUGUGGCCGAAGCUAUAGCACGGGCCAAAGCACGCGGCGAGAAGAACCUGCCUAGAGUCCUGAACCAGGACGAGCUCCCAUCAACCCAGACCUCUCCUGAGAUUGGGGGCACUGUUACUGUGGUGACUUCUAAAAAAAAGAGCAGCGGAGGGAGCAAGAAGAAAAGUCCUGUCGCUGGAGGAGCAACACACAAAACUGUAGGUGGAGGUGACAAAAAGAGCAAAGUGAAGACACCAGGAACAGCUGGAGUGGCUGGAGGCACAGUGAUCCCUGGGACUGGCAACAAGAGUAAAAGCAAGACUAAGACAAACACUAUAACUCUAGUGGGAGCAAAGAAAAGAAAAAGAAACGCUUCCUCAGAUCAUUCUGAUGGGGAGUUGAGUCCUGCCUCACCUACUACACUGGAUGAUGACUUGAUUACGAGGCGCUCCAAUCGCGUGGUGAAGAGGAAGAAGUACACAGAAGACCUGGAUAUCAAGAUAACAGACGACGAGGAUGAGCAGGAAGAUGUAGACGUUACGACACCUGCAGCAGCUGUGGCCUCUAACAGUGGCAACACUGCAGCACAGCUGAAACAGGAAAUGGAGCUGGAUGGUGAUGGACAGCCAAGCAUGCAGUUCUUUGUGGAAAACCCAAGUGAAGAAGAUGCUGCUAUUGUCGACAAAAUCUUGUCCAUCAGAUUAACCAAAAAAGAAGUGUGUCAAGGCCAGUACACAACUGUGGAGGAAUUCUUUGUAAAAUACAAAAACUAUUCAUACUUACACUGUGAGUGGGCCAGUUUGGAGCAACUAGAGAAAGAUAAGAGGAUCCAUCAAAAGCUCAAGAGGUUCAAGACAAAACAUGCAAAUAUGAGGCACAUCUUCCAGGAGGAGGAGGAGCCUUUUAACCCUGACUACAUGGAGGCGGACAGGAUCCUGGAUGUGUCUCAUAGUGUGGACAAGGACAACGGCGAGCCUGUUAUCUACUAUCUGGUGAAGUGGUGCUCACUGCCUUAUGAAGACGCCACUUGGGAGCUGAAGGAAGAUGUGGACGAAGGCAAGGUGGAAGAGUUCGGCAAAAUCCAAAACCGACAACCUCGCCUGAAGAAAACGACACGACCUCAAGCUGGUACAUGGAAGAAGCUAGAAGAAACCACAGAGUACAAGAAUGGUAACGUACUGAGAGAGUAUCAACUGGAAGGAGUGAACUGGCUGGUCUUCAACUGGUACAACAGACAGAACUCUAUCCUGGCAGAUGAGAUGGGUCUGGGGAAAACUAUCCAGUCUAUUGCAGUGCUCUCAGAGAUGUAUGCUGCUGGAAUCCAAGGCCCCUUCCUUGUGAUUGCUCCACUCUCCACUAUCACCAACUGGGAGAGGGAGUUCACCACGUGGACGGAUAUGAACGCCAUAGUCUACCACGGCAGCCUGGCUAGCCGACAGAUGAUCCAGCAGUAUGAGAUGUACUGCAAGGAUGACAAGGACCAUUUGAUUCCAGGUGCGUAUAAGUUUGAUGCCCUCAUCACAACCUUUGAGAUGGUGUUGUCUGACUGUCCCGAGCUGAGGGAAAUCUCCUGGCGCUGUGUCAUCAUCGACGAGGCUCAUCGCCUCAAGAAUCGCAACUGUAAGCUGUUGGACAGCUUGAAGAUGCUGGAUCUGGAACACAAAGUGUUGUUGACUGGCACUCCUCUCCAGAAUACUGUGGAGGAACUUUUUAGUCUGUUGCAUUUCUUGGAGCCUACUCAGUUCCCCUCUGAGACAGAAUUCCUCAGGGACUUUGGAGACUUGAAAACGGAAGAACAGGUUCAGAAGCUGCAGGCCAUCUUGAAACCCAUGAUGUUAAGAAGGCUGAAGGAAGAUGUUGAGAAGAAUUUGGCACCCAAACAGGAGACUAUUAUAGAGGUUGAGUUGACGGACGUCCAGAAGAAAUACUACAGAGCCAUCUUAGAGCGGAACUUCAGUUUCCUCAGUUUAGGGGCAACCAGUAACCACAACGUCCCCAACCUGCUCAACACUAUGAUGGAGCUGCGCAAGUGCUGCAACCACCCCUACCUCAUCAAUGGCGCAGAGGAGAAGAUCGUAAGAGAGUUGCGGGAGGUGUAUAACCCAAUGGCUCCCGACUUCCAUCUGCAGGCCCUGAUUCGGUCGGCCGGUAAGCUGGUGCUUCUGGACAAGCUGCUGCCUCGCCUCAAGGCCGGGGGCCACAAAGUGCUCAUCUUCUCCCAGAUGGUGCGCUGCUUAGACAUUCUGGAAGACUACCUCAUCAACAAGAGAUACCUUUAUGAGCGAAUUGAUGGCAGAGUGCGUGGGAACAUGCGACAAGCUGCCAUUGACCGCUUCAGUAAGCCUGAAUCCGACCGCUUCGUUUUCCUGCUGUGUACCCGUGCUGGAGGCCUGGGUAUCAACCUGACUGCUGCGGACACCUGUGUCAUAUUUGACUCUGACUGGAACCCUCAAAAUGACCUGCAGGCCCAAGCACGAUGUCAUCGUAUUGGCCAGUCUAAGGCGGUUAAGAUUUACCGUCUGAUAACCAGGAACUCCUAUGAGAGGGAGAUGCUGGAUAAAGCAAGUCUGAAGCUUGGGCUGGACCGUGCCGUCCUGCAGAGCAUGAGUGGCAACAAAGAAGGCAGUGUCAACGGGAUCCAGCAGUUCUCUAAAAAGGAGAUAGAGGACCUCCUGAGAAAAGGAGCGUACGCUGCCAUCAUGGAUGAGAAUGAUGAGGGAAGUCGCUUUUGUGAAGAGGACAUAGACCAGAUCCUUCAGCGACGAGCCACCACCAUCACCAUCGAGAGUGAGGGCAAGGGCUCAACAUUCUCCAAGGCCAGCUUUGUGGCCUCCGAGAACCGCAACGACAUUUCCCUCGAUGACCCUGAAUUCUGGCAGAAGUGGGCAAAGAAAGCAGACCUCGACAUGGAUUCCAUUAACCGGAAGAACACCCUUGUGAUUGACACUCCCAGAGUACGCAAGCAGACGCGGCAGUUUUCCACUUUACGAGGCGAGGGUGGUGACCUGUCUGACGCGGAAAGUGAUGAUGAGUAUACUGCCGCUAAUUCCAGACAUUCUCGUUCCUCCCGACGCUCCGACCGCCACACCGGAACUGGAUACGGCCGCACUGACUGUUUCCGGGUGGAGAAGCACCUUCUUAUCUAUGGCUGGGGCCGUUGGAAGGACAUCCUGUCUCAUGCCAGAUGUAAGCGGCGUUUGAGUGAACGUGAUGUCGAGACGAUAUGCCGUGUCAUCCUGGUCUUCUGUCUGCUUCACUACCGUGGAGAUGAGAACAUCAAGAGUUUCAUCUGGGAGCUGAUCACACCGCCGGAAAACGGGCGUGAACCCACAACACUACUCAACCACUCUGGCCUGUCUAUCCCUGUCCCUAGAGGCAGGAAGGGUAAGAGGGUAAAGACCCAGAGCACAUUUGAUAUUCAGAAAGUGGAGUGGAUCCGCAAGUUCAACCCUGACACCCUGCUGCUGGAUGAGAGCUACCGUAAACACCUCAAGCACCAGUGCAACAAGGUGCUGCUGAGGGUGCGUAUGCUCUACUACUUGAAACAGGAAGUGAUAGGUGAACAUGCCGAGUCUGUCCUGACAGGGGCUGACAUCCGGGUUGUUGAUAUCUGGAUGCCUGAGAUGGAGCAGCAGGAGGUACCGGCAGGAUGGUGGGACACUGAGGCAGAUCGCUCACUGCUUUCUGGUGUAUUUAAACAUGGUUAUGAAAUGUACACUACCAUGCGUGCUGAUCCCUGCCUCACCUUCCUGGAGCGAGCCGGUCGGCCCGAUGACAGGGCCAUUGAUGCCGAGCAGCAUACUGGUGACACGGAGCUGGGAGACGAUGCCGAGUAUGAUAAAUACUCAGAGGACCCGGAGUUCAAACCUGCGUCAAGGCACAAAGAUAUGUUCGAUGAGUCUGACCCUAUGAACGCGGACGAUGAGAUUUCUGUGGAAGACAAGGUGGUGCCAGUGGUCCCAGAAAGCUUCCUGAGUCUGAGUCCCAACUGGCCGUCAAGCUCGUCACUUACAGCAAGGUUGCGCCGGCUCAUCACAGCUUUCCAACGCAGCUACAGACAGGAGCAGCUGAAGAUUGAAGCGGUGGCAAAGGGCGACCGCAGACGCAGGAGGUGUGAACAGGCCAGCAAGCUGAAGGAGAUUGCGCGGCAGGAACGUCAGCAGAGGUGGACACGUAGAGAGGAGUGUGACUUCUACCGCGUGGUAUCAACGUUUGGUGUGGAAAAGGUGAAAAGGGAGCCGGACCUUCCUGAGGCCGGACAACCUGAAUUUGCGUGGACACGCUUCCGUACCUUUGCUCGUCUGGAUAAAAAAACUGACGAGAGCCUUAGUCGAUACUUCCGCUCUUUUGUUGCCAUGUGCCGGAGAGUUUGCCACCUCCGCCCAGCCCAUGGUGAAGAUCCAUCAGAGAUUUCACAGACUGUCGCUCCCAUCACUGAGGAGCGUGCUUCCCGUACCCUAUACCGUAUCAGCCUCCUGCGCCGCAUCCGUGAGCGAGUCCUGCCCCACCCCUCCCUGGAGGAGCGUCUGCAUCUGGCCCCGUCCAGCUCGGAGCUGCCCAAUUGGUGGAAUAUACCAGAUCACGAUCGUCAGCUGAUGCUGGGUGCAAUUUUGCACGGCGUCAGCCGCACCGAGCUCUCCAUCUUCUCUGACCCAGACUUCACCUUCUGUCAGUCAAGGGAUGAGUUCAUCCAAAACCAGCAGGCCCCGCAGCCUCCACCCCCACCUUCAUCCCAAGCACUGCCCAACAUGCCGCUCAUCCAGCACAAGACUGAGGAGGACCUGCAUGGCGUGAAGGAAGAGGGAGCUGAUGAGGACGCCCGGUUGCUCGGCGCAGAAAUCAGCGCUGCCCUGCAGAGCACACCUUUGAGUCACCAUGAUGGAAAAGUGCGAGGGGAGGGCUGGAGCUUCAAGAAGAGCAAAGCGAGGGGAAGUAGAUCAGAAAGGAAGGGAGAGGGAGGAUCCGAUUCAGAUUCUGAUUCAGAUUCAGGCUCAUCGUCCUCUGAGCGAUCAGGCAGCAGUGACGACAGCGGAGAGAGUGAGGAAGAGGGGGAAAGAGCAGGCAAGGUACGUGACGGAGAUGAAGAUAAUAGUUUACUCUCCAUGACUCUAUCCCAAGACGGCCCUCCACCCCCUGAUCCGCUCAGAGUUGACUGGCCCAAGGACCGUGUGUUGAUCAAUCGGCUGGACAAUUUGUGUACGCUGGUGCUGACCGGUCAGUGGCCCUCAGGGCGCAGAUAUGUGCCUGAGGCUCAGCUCAACCUGAGCUCAGAGCUGGGGGGAGAUGAGAUGGGCUAUACAAGGGUGAUCCGUAAACCCAGCAGCAUGCCUGGUGAACCAGGAGCAGAGGGAGAAGAUGGAGAGUUCACUGUCAAACUCCUAAAGGAGGAGGGGUUGAAGCUGACCUUCUCUAAGCAUUCCCUGAUGCCCAACGGAGCAGGGGGAGAGAGCAGCAGCCGCAAGAGGCGCAAGGACCAAGAGUUUUCCGACCCAGACGGACUCCUCGACCCACUGGAGCGGACUCCUCGACGGAGGGACCCUCCCACCUGGCUGAAGGAGAACCCAGAAUAUGAGGUGGAAGGAGACAUGAUGGAGCUUCUGGUGAACAGGAGCAAGAGGAAGAGGAGGAGAAGGGCAGAUAAAGCCCUGACAGGCAGUGAGAAGAUCAAACUCAUUAACAUGAGAUCUGGAAAGAAGGUUGGUGCUGCUUUCUGCCCGAUGCUGCAAGAUCUGAGGGAAUAUCUAGAAGAGAAUCCUGAUAUUGCUGUAGCACCUGAGUGGUCGGAAACUGUCCGGAAGUCUGGCUUCCUGCCUGAGACCUUCUUCCACCGGCUGCUGACGGAGCACUCGGAUAUCCCCAAGAAAAGCCGACGCCGCCAUCAUCAUCAUCACCACCACCACCACCAUCACCACACUCCAGAGCCUGUUCCGGAAGACCCCCACCUGGAAGUUGAAGAGGAGACUCUGGUCUCGGACGGAGCCUACAUGAUGGAUGAGGGGGACCUGGAGACCUCCCAUCACUUCCUCACCAGUGCGGACUUUGACGUUAAAAUGGUGGGGGGCGACAGCAUUUCCCAAGGCGACUACGACAGCUCGGAUCAAGAGGCGUUAUUAGACGAUGUCAUCAUAGCACAGAAGGACUCUGACUCCUCAUCAAGCUCAGAGGAUUGACUGAACCCCGCUCCUCAAAUACAUCUGACUUAGUCCCCUUCUCACCAUUGAAUCAUGUUAUUCCUCAUCAUUUAUUUUUACCACAUUAUGUAUCAAACUUUGGAUGACUGUUUUUUUUUGUUGCUACUUUUAUUCAUUUAUUUUAUAUAGGGAUGUUUUUCCAUGAAAGGAACAGGUUUGCACUCAUCUGUUUUCUUUUUUAUCACUGAGAAUUGUGUUCCACCUUUCUUUGACCCUCCUCAACAUCCUCUGCCAAAAUGGCAAUAAGCUGAGCUUUCAUACUUCCCAACUUGUCAUUCUCCUCCUCUUCCUCAAAACCCAUGAUUUCUCCAUCACAUUCCCAGUCGUGACCAAAAGGGGAUCCCUGCUGUACAGACAACCCUUUUCUUAUCUAAGAACCUCAAUGCCGGUCCUCUAGCGCUACAUGAUACUGGACAUGUGUACUGAGCAGAGCCUGGAUACAGAUCCUAAAACCCCGCCCCUCCCCUGUCUCAUCUGGUCAUAUCCUCUGCGUCCAGACGAGGCUGUAAACUAAAAGGGGAUCCAGUGUGUGGAUGUACUGUUAUUGUUUUCACUCUGGGAGGGGUGAGGGUUAAGAGGCGCAAUAGGGGGGCAUUAGUUACUGAAGCAGUGCUAGGAAGAUGGGUGUAAUGGACAAUGUAGAGCUGGUCAAUUGUGUACAAUGGUGCAAAUAUGAUGGCAAUGAGUUACUAUUCUUGUUUUAUGAUCUGACUGUAUCUGUGAUAUGAAUAACAGCAAUCUAAAGUGAAA